GCACCCCGCUCUAUUUUGUCGCAUGUUUGGUGACGUCCAAUAAUCGCCUGGCUCUGAAGUCUUCGGGGCCGAGGCCUGCAGACUUUUUGUUUUUUUGGGGUAAACGCUCCCGCUCCGGAAAAACCGAGCCUCGAUGUCCGGAUUUCGGUGCCCGAACUGAGCGGCGGUGAGCCGAUGAAGCACUUUAAUCUGUGAUCGAAGCAGAAAACGGUCGGAAAAGCGUUGGCCAGCUAAUUGUAGCUACUGCUAACUGCCAGCGAGGAAGUGAGGGACGAGGAGGAAAAAAAAAAUGACAUCUCGGAGGUGGUUUCACCCCAACAUCACUGGUGUGGAGGCUGAAAACCUCCUGCUGACCCGAGGAGUGGAUGGGAGCUUUUUAGCCCGGCCCAGUAAGAGUAAUCCAGGAGACUUCACCCUCUCAGUACGGCGAAAUGGAGCCGUCACCCAUAUUAAGAUCCAGAACACAGGAGACUACUAUGACCUUUAUGGAGGGGAGAAGUUUGCCACUCUGGCAGAGCUGGUGCAGUAUUACAUGGAGCAUCAUGGGCAGCUGAAAGAGAAAAACGGAGAUGUUAUUGAGCUCAAGUAUCCACUCAACUGUGCGGACCCCACCUCAGAGAGAUGGUUCCACGGGCACUUGUCGGGCAGGGAGGCGGAGAAGCUGCUGACGGAGAAAGGCAAGAACGGCAGCUUCCUGGUGAGGGAGAGCCAGAGCCACCCGGGGGAUUUCGUUCUGUCCGUCCGUACAGGAGAUGACAAGACGGACAGCAGUGACAGCAAACCCAAAGUCACUCACGUCAUGAUCCGCUGCCAGCAUGACCUGAAGUACGACGUGGGUGGAGGGGAGAAGUUUGACUCCCUCACUGACUUGGUAGAGCACUACAAAAAGAACCCCAUGGUGGAGACUCUGGGCACCGUGCUCCAGCUCAAACAGCCCCUGAACACUACUCGUAUUAACGCUGCAGAGAUUGAAAGUCGCGUUCGGGAGCUGAGCAAACUAGCGGAAGCCACAGACAAGGUCAAACAGGGCUUCUGGGAAGAAUUUGAGACUUUGCAGCAACAAGAGUGCAAGCUGCUCUACAGCCGCAAAGAAGGCCAGAGAGCAGAGAACAAAAACAAGAACAGAUACAAGAACAUUCUGCCUUUCGACCACACUCGUGUGGUGCUGAAUGACAGGGACCCUAAUGAGCCAGGCUCUGACUACAUCAACGCCAAUAUCAUCAUGGUAGUAUCUGCUGUCAUGCCGGAGCUGGACUCUAAGUGUAACAGUACCAAGGUGAAGAAGAGCUACAUCGCCACUCAGGGCUGUCUGCAGAACACCAUCAGUGACUUCUGGAGGAUGGUGUUUCAGGAGAACUCUCGAGUCAUUGUUAUGACCACCAAAGAGGUGGAGAGAGGAAAGAGUAAGUGUGUGAAGUACUGGCCGGACAUGUCGGCUCUGAAGGAGUACGGAGCGAUGCGCGUUCGCAAUGUCAGAGAGACGGCUGCACACGACUACAUCUUAAGAGAACUCAAACUGUCCAAAGUGGGGCAGGGCAACACAGAACGCACAGUUUGGCAGUACCACUUCCGGGCCUGGCCGGACCACGGAGUCCCCACUGACCCAGGAGGUGUACUCGACUUCUUAGAGGAGGUCAACCUGAAACAGGAGAGCAUACUGGAUGCUGGACCUAUAGCGGUACACUGCAGUGCUGGGAUCGGACGGACAGGAACGUUUAUAGUGAUUGACAUCCUGAUAGAUGUGAUCAGAGAAAAAGGGGUGGACUGCGACAUCGACGUGCCAAAGACCAUCCAGAUGGUUCGUUCUCAGCGCUCUGGGAUGGUGCAGACUGAGGCGCAGUACAGAUUCAUCUAUAUGGCUGUACAGCACUACAUAGAAACCUUGCAGAGACGCAUAGAGGAGGAGCAGAAAAGUAAGAUUAAAGGGCGCGAGUACACCAACAUUAAGUACUCUUUGUCUGACCUGACUGGGGGAGAGCAGAGCCCUUUCCCUCCUUGCACUCCUAUUCCUACUCCCACCUGCACAGAGAUGAGGGACGACAGCUCCAGAGUGUAUGAGAAUGUGGGCCUGAUGCAACAGCAGAAGAGCUACAGAUGAGAUUCACCUUUGACCCCAGUGCUCUAUCAGUUCCAGGAUCUCGAUACCUGACAGUUUUUUCGCCAGCCACACCUUGACGCCUGAGACUUGACCGUAAUGACAUGGAACAAUGGAAAACAAACACACACACAAAAACGUGAGAGAGACCAGACACCAGGGUCCUCCUGAUCUCGCUCAUCUUACACGAACAUUCGCCCUCUAGUUGAAUUCUAAACCACUGUGAUCAUCAGAAGAGCCUUUUGAGAAGCCUAACAUGCUACUAAACCCUAUUAAACCACAGUUUGGGUUUAGCCUUUGUAAAUCUCACCCCAACAAGGGCUGCGAACAGCGAGAACUCUCCUCAGAGGGAAAAACCUAGCUAACCUUUGCUCAUCUCUUUUUUUUUUUUUUCUAUGUUUUUUUUGUUUUUUCUUUUGUUUCUUAUUAACCAAAGGAAGAUUAUGUAGAUUGUUUGUAGGGGGAAGUGAGGAAUUUUCUGAAAAGGCGUGUGCCAAAACCACGAAUGAUUUUAUCCACAUUUCUCAGCCAAUUAAAAGUCUCUAUUUUGGCCUGUUGAGGCCUUUAAAGCAGUGGGAGACGAGACCUUAUUUGUGGACAAAAGUGGGGCAAAAUUUCCAGUGACCAUUGUCUAGUUUUCACUGUGUUAUAUAGAGUAAUGUUUUUGAAUGAAGAACUAUUGGCAUUGUAGUGUACUACCAUAUUUACUGUUGAUUUGUAAUCCACUAAACAUGAAUUCCUCUUUUUUUUUUUUUUGUUUUGCACCAGAACCGCCUCGAAAAGAAA
Molecule: messenger RNA, 2881 nt
Organism: Morone saxatilis (striped sea-bass)
Lineage: Eukaryota; Metazoa; Chordata; Actinopteri; Moronidae
Gene: ptpn11a
Product: protein tyrosine phosphatase non-receptor type 11a
Exons: 16
Coding region: 290-2098 (602 amino acids)
Biological process (GO): protein dephosphorylation
Molecular function (GO): protein tyrosine phosphatase activity
Source: RefSeq, a predicted model, not a curated record